This is a messenger RNA of Dichomitus squalens LYAD-421 SS1, 1815 nucleotides long. RefSeq lists its product as uncharacterized. Gene Ontology annotation, cellular component: transcription factor TFIIIB complex. The transcript is spliced from 4 exons. Gene Ontology annotation, biological process: RNA polymerase III preinitiation complex assembly. The record is from RefSeq and is a predicted model, not a curated record. Bases 1 to 1815 code for a protein of 604 amino acids. Lineage: Eukaryota; Fungi; Basidiomycota; Agaricomycetes; Polyporales; Polyporaceae. Gene Ontology annotation, molecular function: TFIIIC-class transcription factor complex binding.
AUGCCUCCUCCCUCUGUCGUCCCGCAGAAAGCUCCGGCUGAACCUGUCCCCCCACAAACUGUAGUCGCUGCCUCGCACGACGUUUCACCUCAACCAAGACAGUCAUUCAACUCCCAAUCUCUCCUUCCAUCAGUCCAUACUUCGGGCUCCGCUGAAGGUUCUCAAGUGGUCCGCAGCGCAUCGCGGAUGCCCCCUACCAUCGGCUCUUCCCAGUACUUCUCUCAGAGCUCUCUGCCAACCUCAGUACCAUCAUCGCACUCGUCCCACAUCUCACCUUCACAUAACCAUGUCCAGACUAUUCCACAGUCCCCUACUGCACUUCCCCCGCCUCUCCCUCCCGAAAUUGGCCAAGGAAAUGGGUUUUACGACUAUCAUCAUAUCACCCCGUCAUUACACGCGAUGAACCAGCAUCUAUCUUCCGUGCCAUAUCCUAUAGAUGCUUCCCAGAUUGACCCACGACUUAUGGACGUUCUAGGGCUUCCUCCUGUAGGCCCGCAGGGUAUUUCCCUGCAGGGCAAUACGCUGAAUGACAGACCUCCCAUGUCUGUCGACGACGCCUCCAUUACCCAGUCAUUGAGACCUAGACGACCUUCCGGGAAGCGCGCUGAGGGAGAAAUAGCCAAUGCAGAGCAGAACUCGGACGCUACGCGACAGGAUAGCGAAUCUGGCCCACCGUCGUCUAGAAAGCGGCGUUCGAGGAAGGCGAACACGGCGGGUGACGAGAAUACAGGCGAGCCUGCGACAAAGAAGCGCAGAUCCUCCGGGUCCGAGUCGAGAUCUAGCCGCGGGCGUACACGUCCCCCCUCCCCGCCUCCGUUCGACCCGGACGCCGACCCGGGAGAAGAGCUGGACCCGACCGUUGUGACGAUGGCUGCACUUUGCGACGACACCGGCCGAGGUCGUAUAAGCACCAGGGCAGCGCAGAUCGUCAGCAAUCAUGCCGCCUGGCGUGCAGCGAACCGGGAGAAGCGGGCUCGUAUGAAGGCUGUCAUGGAAGCAAAGAAAUACGGAAGGGAUCUCGAUGACGAUGAGGAGAGCGCGGCGCAAUCUACCACAAAGCCCCAGGGAGCGGUGUCCGAAGAGACGGCAGAACCAGGGUCCGCGUCGCGUUCCGCAACACCGGCGGCCAACCCAAGUGCCACCUCCGCACAGGACGAAAGCAAUGGGGAAGGGGACAGACGCGCGGAGGGCUUUGACUACGCCGAGAACCUUGCGGUCAGCAGAUACAACGUCCAGGUCCGUAUUGGACCUAACGGCGAGACCAUCAUUGACGAGGACUCGUUGUUCGUCAACCGGGACGAGGAACAUCGGACGGAAGACUACACGCACGUAGAAGAGUCGGACUUCACUAAGUUCGUAAACUCGGGGACGUACAGCAGGAAGGUUCGUGGCUCGCGAUGGAGCGCCGAAGAGACUGAGCUAUUCUUCGAUGCAUUGUCGCAAUUCGGCGAAAAUUACGAGCUCAUUUCGUAUGUUCUGCCGGGUCGUGACCGAAAAGCGUGCAAGAACAAGUUCAAAUCAGAGGACAAGAAGAAUCCAGCGCGAAUCACAUUCUGCCUCAACAAUCGCAAGCCAUAUGAUAUUGCAACGUUAACUCGGAUGACCGGGAAGGAUUUCUCGGGCCCUACUCCAGAAAUCCGAGCACCAACACCGAUUCGCUCGACGGAGUUGGAGGCAGACGCACCGCCCACCGCUCCUCCCUCACCUCGAGUCAAACGGAAGAAGAGCCGGACACCUAGUGUCCGCGAUGCUGACGUGGAGAUCCUGGGAGACAUAGACGACGUUGAGAAGGAGGAUAUAAGUGUACAUACGUGA